This is a messenger RNA of Schistocerca serialis cubense, 408 nucleotides long. RefSeq lists its product as uncharacterized. Gene Ontology annotation, cellular component: ribosome; cytosolic small ribosomal subunit. Gene Ontology annotation, biological process: translation; ribosomal small subunit assembly. The record is from RefSeq and is a predicted model, not a curated record. The coding region runs from base 1 to 408 and encodes 135 amino acids. NCBI's taxonomy places the organism in Eukaryota, Metazoa, Arthropoda, Insecta, Orthoptera, Acrididae. Gene Ontology annotation, molecular function: structural constituent of ribosome. The transcript has 2 exons.
AUGACUAUGGAUCAGCUUAUGGAGCUUUUCCAUGCUAGAGCUCGGCGUAGGUUUUCAAGAGGUCUGAAGCGCAAACCUUUAGCUCUCGUCAAUAAGCUUCGUAAAGCCAAGAAAGAAGCACCACCAAAUGAAAAGCCCGAAAUUGUCAAGACACAUCUUCGUAAUAUGAUAAUUGUGCCAGAGAUGGUAGGAAGUAUUGUUGGAGUUUACAAUGGAAAGACCUUCAACCAGUUAGAGGGAAAGGAGAGUAAGCGGCGCAGCCUUGACGUUCAGCCGCUGCUGGUGCAGGAACGGCGGGCUCUGCGCUGCGAAACCUGCGUGAAGUCUACAGCCGGCGCAAAGGAGCAAGGACACGGCCAGGAAGCUCCCACGCCGACGGCGUCGCUCUUUGAUGUUCUGAUAAGCUAA